This is a messenger RNA of Sinocyclocheilus anshuiensis, 3358 nucleotides long. RefSeq names its product hepatocyte nuclear factor 1-beta-A-like. NCBI's taxonomy places the organism in Eukaryota, Metazoa, Chordata, Actinopteri, Cypriniformes, Cyprinidae. The record is from RefSeq and is a predicted model, not a curated record. The transcript is spliced from 9 exons. Gene Ontology annotation, molecular function: RNA polymerase II cis-regulatory region sequence-specific DNA binding; DNA-binding transcription factor activity, RNA polymerase II-specific. Bases 124 to 1803 code for a protein of 559 amino acids. Gene Ontology annotation, cellular component: nucleus. Gene Ontology annotation, biological process: insulin secretion; regulation of transcription by RNA polymerase II; pancreas development.
ACAGGGAAGUGGCCUAACUUCUCAGAGCAGGUGUCUUCGGAGGAGCUCACUGGAGGCGUGAGGAGGGGAAAUUUCACAUACUGCAUGUCCAUCUUUAUACCGCCUUGCGUACUAAACAUUUAGAUGUUUGCAAAAAUGGUUUCUAAGUUGACAUCUCUGCAACAGGAGCUUCUGAGCGCCUUGUUGGACUCUGGAGUUACUAAAGAUGUGCUUCUGCAAGCGUUGGAAGACCUGGACCCGAGUCCGAGCGCUUUUGGAGUUAAACUGGACAGUCUGCAGAUGUCCCCCUCCGGGUCCAAGCUCAGUGAUACGGAUUCAAAGCCGGUGUUUCACACGCUGACCAAUGGACACGGUAAAGGGAAGUUAUCAGGGGAUGAGGGCUCAGAGGACGGGGCUGAUUUCGAUACACCGCCGAUACUGAAAGAGCUGCAGUCUCAAAACACAGAGGAAGCAGCGGAGCAGAGGGCAGAAAUCGAGCGAAUGUUGGCAGAGGACCCAUGGCGCGCGUCCCGCAUGAUCAAAGGCUACAUGCAGCAGCACAAUAUCCCUCAGCGCGAGGUGGUGGAUGUGACAGGCCUCAAUCAGUCGCACCUGUCGCAGCACCUGAAUAAAGGCACGCCUAUGAAAACGCAGAAACGCGCGGCGCUCUACACCUGGUACGCCAGGAAACAGCGGGAGAUCUUGCAACAAUUCAACCAGACCUCGCAAGGCUCUGGCAGCAACAUGUCAGACAAAGCCAACCAGGAUCAGGUGCUACUUUUUUUCUCCGAGUUCAGUCAGUCCGGGCAGGUUAUGGGGCAGUCAGGGGAUGAUGCUGGCAUUGAACCUGCUUGCAAGAAGAUGAGACGCAACCGCUUCAAAUGGGGCCCUGCAUCCCAACAGAUCCUUUACCAGGCUUACGAACGACAGAAGAACCCCAGCAAAGAGGAGAGGGAGGCACUGGUGGAGGAGUGCAACCGAGCUGAAUGCCUCCAGAGAGGAGUAUCACCAUCCAAAUCUCAUGGGCUUGGUUCCAACCUGGUCACGGAGGUGCGAGUCUACAACUGGUUUGCCAACAGGAGGAAGGAAGAGGCCUUUAGACAAAAAUUGGCUAUGGAUGCCUAUAGUGGGCCAACGCACAAUCUGAACUCCCUUCUUAUACACAGUUCCCCGCAUCACCCACAAACCAGCAGCUCCCCACCAAGUAAGAUGCAAGGUGUCCGGUACAGCCAACAAGGUCCUGGUGAAGUCAGUUCCUCCACAACGAUCAAUCACCAUAGUAGCAAUGCCAUGGCAACCAGCCAAUCAGUGUUACAGCAGGUCUCUCCGGGGUCACUGGACCCCAGCCACAGCCUCCUGUCACCUGACGCCAAGAUGAUCUCAGUAUCUUGCGGAGGUCUUCCUCCAGUCAGCACCCUGACCAACAUCCAUGCAUCCCACCACGUGCCCCAACAGACCCCUAACUUCAUAAUGCCCCUUUCUGGAGUCAUGGCCAUUGCACAAAGUUUAAACACGUCGCAUGCACAGACGUUACCUGUCAUCAACAGCGUUGCAGGCAGUCUGGCAGCAUUGCAACCGGUGCAGUUCUCGCAUCAGUUGAAUGGCCCACACCAGCAGCUCAUGCAACAGUCACACAGCCACAUGAGCCAGCAGCCCUUCAUGGCCUCUGUCUCACACUCCCAAAUGUACCCACACAAGCAGGAGCUGCCCCAGUAUUCUCACUCGUCUCGGUUUCCCCCUGCCAUGGUGGUGACAGACGCCAACAGCCUCAGUACGCUGAGCUCAAUGUCCUCCAGCAAACAGUGUCCGCUGCAAGCCUGGUGAGCAUGUACACCUGACUUCCUCAAUGCCUAGCAACAGGAGCACAUCGUCCCCACCUCCAUUCCCCCUCAUCGCGCCUGUAACUGUGGCAACCCAUAAUAAUAAGUGCGAGCGGCACACUGGAUGAUGAGUUAGUCAAUAAACCAAGGGAUGCAGGACUGACGAAAACGGACACUGUUAGGUUGUUCGAUCGACAAGGGUACACACUUUAGUGACAGUAUUUGACUUCUCAGUCAUGGACAAACCAUAUUGAGGAACAUGGGUGAUCCUGAAGAACAAACAAAUAGGAAACACAAGACAAAGCUACAGAUACAAAGACCAGAAAGGAAUGGAGAGACCUGAUUUCCUGGACUAAGAGCACAGUAUGUGUCCAUAUGUGCUUGGUGAAGACAGUGUAAUUGAACUGUGCAUGGGCACAAUGACAAUCAGCCAAUGUUAGAAGCAUCUAAAGGAGUUUAUGUAAUGUGUAACUGAUGCAAAGACGUCUUCCGUGAGAUCUGAAUGCUUAGACAAUGUUCUGUACAGUUGAAUGUAAAUACAAGCAAUUAUUAUAUCAUUAGUAUGAAGGAUGUAAAUAUUCGAUUGUCCAUGUGGUGUGCUGUUUUAUCUGUCUAAACACGUAAACUGUGAUUCAGGAUGUGACAAUCUAUGGAGCAGGUAUGACGUAUUGGAAUAUGCAACGUGUCGUGAUUUCAGACUCUUUUUGACUACUUUGUUGACAUCAAAUCUUAAAAGUGAGAUAAAUGUUAAAGCACAUUUGACAAAACCUGAACCUAUUGAUCUCCCUGCAAGCCUGGUUUUAAAAUAGACGCUAAUGUCAAUGUUGACUAUUAGCAUUAGUGUCGUCAGAUAGAUAAGAUUCAUCUUUCUUUGCCAGGACUUCCACAGUAUGACAGACGUCCGUCUAAGAAAUACUGGCUUAAGAUGGUCGAUCAGAGAGACAGAUAACUGCAUCCGCAUAGCCGGUCAUCUUUGCGAUAUCGACGGGAACGGCCAUGAAUCAUGAUGUGCUUUUCCACACUAAAUAUUGACUUAAAUCAAACUGUCAUUGUCAUGGUGGAGAGAUACGGUCGAAAUGGACGACAGACUGGUUAUCAGGAGGAAUUUCAUAAAAGUUGGGAAAUUUUGUCCAUUCGCCAUUUUAAACAGUAUUACCUGCUCACGCCACUCUGAACUGCCAGGAAACAUUGCGAAGUAGCUUUUAUUGUGGCUCUUAACUUAGUUUUUUUACACAUUUGCUGGCAUGUAUGUCCACAAUUUCAAAACUGACAUUGUCAUUUUGGUAAACUGAAGAAACUAGUGCACUCGUCCCCAUCUAAGAGUUUGAAUACUUGUCAAAAGGUCAUUUCAAUGUUUGUUUUUAAUGUUGUUGACUAUGUUCCCACUGCCGGUUGACCUGAGGUUACAGUGCUGGUUUAUUCUCCUGUUUUAUACUGGAUUUAUACUAAAUGUGAUUCUUUCCACAUUGUAUUAUUUUUGUAUAAAAUGAAAGCAAUCUUUGAAAAUCAUUAUUUAUGCUUUACGAAAAAAGUUUCAAGUAAAGUUUUUUUUUUCUCAA